ACAGUUUCCAUAGCGCCGCUCCGACCUGCUGAGUGAGUUGAUACUUCAACUUCUGAUUCACGUCCUUCGGGGAUACAAAACCAAGGACGGAGGAGCUUUUUUAUCGCUGCUUUGAAUUAUUUUUGCGUUGUGUUUUCUGUUCAUUAUGUGAAUUUUACUUACUGAAGCACUUGCUCGGCUGAUAAACUCACCAUGGGAUAUCAAGCGGUGGAAAUCUGCGUCUGUAUUUGAACAGUAUUUGUUUUAUUCUCAUGGUCGCUUUGUUUCAACUGCAAAAAUGAACUGCUUCAAUCAGAAGCUGAGACGUACGUCUCCCAUGCGUGGCAGCAGUAAGAACGAGCUGGUCCCCUCCAGGCCCCCCAGGGUGAACGGAUGGUCGUGGCCCCCGCAGGCGUUCCAAGUGGUGGGCUGGCUGGUGUACAGCUACCUCGCCAUCGUCAGCUUUGGCAUCUACGUCCCUCUUCUGCCUCUGCCAUGGAACCAUGUGGUCUAUACUCUGACGGGCAUAGCUUUUAUUAUACACUUCUUCACCCAUAUUGCUGCUCUGACUAUAGACCCAGCAGAUGUCAGCGUGCGGGCCAAACAGAGCUAUAACAGUCCAAUGCCGCUUUUUGACCGAACAAAGCAACCGCACGUCAUCCAGGACCUGCACUGUUAUUUAUGUGAUGUCAAGGUUGGCCCCAAAGUAAAACACUGUAGUGUCUGCAACAAGUGUGUGGAAAACUUUGAUCACCAUUGCAAGUGGCUGAACACUUGUGUGGGCGGCAGAAACUAUUGGUGGUUCUUUGCUGCCCUGCUCUCUGCAACAGUAGGUGUAUUCCUGCUGGUUGUUGUCCUCUUGUUUAUAUUUAUUCAGCAUUACCUGGAUCCUAGCAGUUUACGGACCGCCCCACAGUUUGACAGUAUCCUUGGGAACGGUACCUGGCUGGUGUUUUUACCCCUAGCACCCAUAAAGACCAGUUCAGCUGGUCUCCUUAUACUGGCUUUCGUAACAGCCAUGCUGAGCAUCACUUGCCUGCUGCUGCUCGGCCAUCUGCUGGGUUUCCACUUAUACCUCUUUUAUAAAGGCAUAAGCACGUACGAUUAUGUGAAGAUGCAGCGGCAGAAAGAAGCCAGAAACAUUGAAGCAGGAAAUCCACAAGAUUCAAAAAACAUUAACAAGGCCCCACAGAAUCAAGAGAGCUCAAUCGACUGUGAGCCGACCUUAUCACAGAGUUCAGGUUCCUGUAAAUUUGACAACAGAGGCCCACUCACAAGCCGACUCUCUGAGUCCAUAUGCACUGAGUUGGAGAACUUUAAGAAAUCAACAGAGAAGGACAAUGGUUUCCAUUAUGGCACUGAAACUCCCACAGAGAACACAGCAAGGGAAAUGUCUAUGAGCGACAUCAAAAACUGGAAUCCUGACAUGGAAGAGGCUCAGAGUGCCGGUGUGAAGUCUGUUUCCCGUGUCCCUGGAGUGCAGGAUCCUCUGGGCAGCUCCGUUAUGACUCCAGAUGAUACUUAGUCUGCAUUGGGAUUUGCUGCUUUAAGGAUUUAUUUAUUAUGAAGUCACACAUCAUAAAACUACGCCAUGCAAAACCAAGCCAGCGUCUUGAACUGGACACUACAGUUUGAUACGCAUCAUUGAAAAGUGACUUAAUAUGCAGUCUGUAUAACUGUGUACCUGUCAUUGUGUUUUGUUCCCUUUUUAUCUGUGUUUUUAUGAUGACGGUUGAAUUAUUUAAAGCAUUGUUUUAUCUCACUGACUUGUAUAGAGAGCCAAAGUCCAGCCCCACUUCCAGGUCAGCCUCUGCUCCACUAGCUAGAGAUAGAUGGAUGUAUUUUGGCAUCUCCCUGAAAGGCUGAAACAUUAAACUGAAGUUUACUCUUCAUAUUCUGAGCCAAAUGGGUAUCAAGUACCGUACUGACAGUAACUUUUAGCAUUGUGUUAUUUUAUCUGAUGGCCAAAGGGGAGAGAGCCUUACAUGGUAAAAUCCACUGUCUGUCUGAGGUAGUGGAGCACACACUGUAAAAAAUGUUUGUAGAAAUAACAGUAAAACACUGUCAAAUACAUCAGAAAUAGGGCGUAAAUAGACACUAGACAUUUUUAAUUACCGUAAAUCAAAGAAUAGCAUAAAACUUUUACUUUUUUCUGUCAUCGACUGGAAGAAACACACAGUUUUGCUGUAAAAAUAUAACAUUUUCAUGCAAAAUUUAUGGAGAUAUUCUAUGAUGUGUGAAUGAAUGACACAAUUACCCUAAAAAUAACAGGAAUAUUCAGUCUAAAUUACAGUUUUUUCCGAUAUUUACAUUUAAAUUUACAGUGGAAAACCCACUCACUGUAAUUUUUACGGUGAAGUUCUGGCAACCACAGCUGCCGGUAUUUUACCGUAAAUUAAACAGAUUAUUUUUUACAGUGCAGGAGCUUGAAAAAGGAACAACACUUUGGCUCACUAUUGUUGUUUUUAUUAACUGUUGAUUUCACAAAGCUGGCCGUGCUCAGCAACUGUUACCUAGAUUUGAUACUAAAGAAUAUAAAUGUACAUUUUAAUGUUUGCUCCAUUAUUUUCUUAUUUUACCUACCUGACCACACAGUGGCACUGUAGACAGUCAAAGUCCAACCAACUCCUACCUUCUACUAGUUUCUGUCUAUAUUAGUCUAGUCCUAAUCCCCAUAGGCCCAAUAGUAAACCCAGAAAUGUUGAGUAUCCUAAAGUUUUAUUGCAGAAAUGUCAUCUAUAGGCCUAAUGGAUGGAAUUUAACUUGGUUGCUAAAAGUUGCACUUCGGGCAAUUUGCAUAAUUAGCAUAAUAAGACAAUAAAGUCAAGACACCACAGGUGAAUAGGGUAAAAAAAUUAAAUAAUAGAUAUCACCAUGAAACUUUCUCAGUUGAUUACUUAUGUUAAGAGGAGAAAAAAACCUAUUGCAUGUUUUUUGUAUUUUAAUGUUUACAUAUGCAAAUGAGGCCAUAUCUCGUCAAAUAUGCGCUCAUUUGCAAAAAGAACAAAUCCAAUCGUUUGAUAAAGUCAUGCUCAAAAUAUUUUUUCCAAGAGUAAACAUGUAUACUUGGGGGUCUGAGUUGAGUCUGAGUUUUAGAAAUUACGACUAGACUAUAUUCUAAGUUGUAUACUGUAAUUAUCUUAUUAUUGGGUUUACCAGCAACACUUGAACACUUAUCAGCAACAGAUUGCCACAGCUGAGACUAUUGUUGGGUUACAUUCAAAGCAUUGCAUAGGAUCUUAGUAAGUGGGGAAAUACGAAUAAAGCCCUGUGUCCUUCAUGUAUUUUAAAUAUAUAUAUACAUUUUAGCCAUACAAAAAAAUACCACUGCACAAAUCAAUGCAAAAGGCCUCAUUAAGUGCAGUAUUUGUCACCUAAAAAUAUGCUUUCAGGAAUGAGAAAAGAAAUGGAUUUCCUGACUGCUUAUCAGAUCAUAUGGUUGUGUCUACAGAGAAAUAUAUAUGCAGACACAAUAAGUAGACCUUGAAGGCACAGGAAUGAGAUGAGAAAACUGUACGAGGAGUUCAUUCUGCCACUGAAAAUGUGUUGGAAGAACUAAGCAAUGUGACAAAACAAAACA
This is a messenger RNA of Centropristis striata (black sea bass), 3559 nucleotides long. RefSeq names its product zinc finger DHHC-type containing 11 (gene zdhhc11). Gene Ontology annotation, biological process: protein targeting to membrane; peptidyl-L-cysteine S-palmitoylation. Gene Ontology annotation, cellular component: endoplasmic reticulum; Golgi apparatus. NCBI's taxonomy places the organism in Eukaryota, Metazoa, Chordata, Actinopteri, Perciformes, Serranidae. Bases 278 to 1504 code for a protein of 408 amino acids. The record is from RefSeq and is a predicted model, not a curated record. Gene Ontology annotation, molecular function: protein-cysteine S-palmitoyltransferase activity. The transcript is spliced from 11 exons.